AUGACUCCUCACAAGAAGAAGAAGGCCCCGGGCGGCCAGAAACGCAAGCACGACGAGCGAGACGACACAAUCGAGCAGCUCCGCAAACAGCUUGAGAUCGCAAAACGGGGCAGUGAUGCUCAGAAUGACAAUGCCAGCAAUACCAAUGGGGAUCAGCCAAAGGCUUCUAGCCGGAAGGCCCGACAACUUGUGCGCUGGGAUGCCGAUAUUGAUAUCCAGCUUCUGCUGGCUAUCCAGUACGCCUGUAACAAGACCGGCACCAAGGUUCCAUGGAAGGAGACUGCUGAGGUGCUGGGACCCAAGUUCACUGAAGGCGCAAUCGUUCAGCAUUUGGCGAAGCUUCGGACCAGACGUGAGGAUCUGAACAAGCCAUGUCCACCUCCUUUGAAGCGCGCAGCCGGAAAUAACACUGCUAACGCUGCCAAGGCCGAGAUGACUUCAAAGAAGACUCUACUGCCUUAUGCUAUGGAGGAAAACCCCCUGAAGCGCAAGCGUCCCGUCGCAAAUCGCCGCCAGAACUCUUCCGAUGAAGAUGAAUACCUCCCCGCUGGCGAGCGCAAGUCGCAGGAGCAGUGCAAGCCUACAAACCGCCAGAAUGAUGAUUCUAGUGAUGAUAUCUAUACCGUCAAGCGCAAGGCGCAGUUGCGAGCCAAGAAAGGUGGUUACCCCGUUGGCCUCUUUCAUGCUGGCAACAUGAAAAGCGAUGAGAACGAUCCUAACCAGAAACUGAUUCACGGCAAUGCAUCCUGGUUGAACGAUGUGGCUGCUCGCACUGAAUCAGAUAGAGAUGAAAUUUCCACCACAGAAUCAUCCAGCGUUAGCCAGAGCACUUCUCAGAGCACUGUUCAAAGUGCCAAGAAGUCGAAGAUGGUUACUCUGAAGCUCGAAUCAGAACAUCUGGCAAGUGUGGGUCUCAAAGAGGCUGGUCCUGCCCUGCGUUACGUUAACACUUUCCCUGAGCCGACUACACUCCCCCAGCCACCUCGGGUCAUUGAAAACCAGCCGCCACGGCUGCACCCAUCCCGUACUGCCCGGAUGCGCACUUAUAUGCCCCACGACCUUGACGACAUGGAUUUCCGAGCUAUGAAACGCAACACUGACGACCGUGAUUACCCAGUUCAAUUCCCUUCUAACAAUCCUAACCCAUUCGUUGUUGGCAGUCUUCUUAACCCGGGACAUGGACACCCUCAUCUCGCCCAGCUUGCUCAGUCCUCUCAGGCCAUGCAGAAUGAUGUGGCUUCUGACUAUGAUUUAAUGCUGGCGUAUCCCCAGGUUGAGAUUCCUUAUGAGUUGGCUCGUGACUACUGCGAUGAUCCGUUCACCAACGAGCCUGUAGGCAAUGCGUUCAUGCACGACAACGUCUUCAUAGGAUACGACGAGGACUACUUUGAUGGCGAGCUUUUCCCAAUUGUUGAAAAUGAGGGAAAGCCUGAUUCGAAACAUGAGGAGACCAGGGAGUCCUACUGA
Molecule: messenger RNA, 1467 nt
Organism: Penicillium soppii
Lineage: Eukaryota; Fungi; Ascomycota; Eurotiomycetes; Eurotiales; Aspergillaceae
Exons: 2
Coding region: 1-1467 (488 amino acids)
Source: RefSeq, a predicted model, not a curated record